AUGUUCUGGAAGGUUUUAAGUUCGGAGAAAGGGGUUCCGGUGGCGAUCCCGCCGGUGUCUGAUGGACCCCAUGGAGAGCUUGCCUCAUGGCUGCUGGGAUGGUUUGCUGAUGCCGGCGACCAGGAGCGGGAGUUAAUGGUUCAGGCUGCGUAUGGUCUUUGGCUCGCAAGGAACGAAGCGAGGGAUGGAAAAAAGAUUGCGGAUCCCAGGGUGGUUGCAGAGAAUGUUUAUCAGCAUAUCAUAGAAUGGACCGCCAUUCAUGCAAAGCAACCGAGGUGCUCCUCUGCAGCACCGGCUGUAAGAUGGAGUCCGCCGGAGCAAGGGUGGCUCAAGGCAAACUCAGACGGAGCUUUGUCUAAGCUGCAGGAUCGUGGAGGUGGAGGAGUGGUUCUUCGAGACCAUGUCGGAGCGUUUAGAGGGGGCGCCUGCUACGUAUUCCGGGAUGUGUCUGAUCCCGAGGUGGCCGAGAUACUUGCUUGCCGCAAGGCGUUGCAGCUGGCGAUCCAUGCUGGAGCUACCAGGGUGCACGUUGAAGUCGACAGCAAGGGAGUGGCGGCCAUGUUGAAUGACCAGGCAAAAAACUUAAGUGUGACUGGCCCGAUCGUUGAAGAAAUCAAGAUGCUGGGAAGGACUCUUGAACGUUUUAAAGCUUCCUGGGUGUAG
Messenger RNA from Aegilops tauschii subsp. strangulata, 663 nucleotides. RefSeq lists its product as uncharacterized. Lineage: Eukaryota; Viridiplantae; Streptophyta; Magnoliopsida; Poales; Poaceae. The record is from RefSeq and is a predicted model, not a curated record. Gene Ontology annotation, molecular function: nucleic acid binding; RNA-DNA hybrid ribonuclease activity.